AUGAAGCUAUCCCAUCCCCAGGUUGUCGAGCCCAAGAAUGGCAAUGACAACCAAGACCAUGGACAAGGACCAUCGCCGUCCAUCCUGUCAGGACCUGAAAAGAUACUGUCGAUUAUCAUCAUCUCCACCAUGACUUUCCUGGGUCCGGCACCGUUGAGCAUCUACUUUCCCAUCCUGGGUAGUUUGUCGCGAGAUCUGCACGUCUCCCCCAGUCGAAUGAGCCUGACCAUCACCGUGUACAUGAUUACCCAAGCCCUCUUCCCCCUGCUGACGGCGAGUUUUUCCGACCAACGUGGACGUCGGCCGGUCUUCAUCUUCUGCCUGACGAUAUAUGUCGGCGCCAACAUCGGUCUCGCGUCACAGACCAGCUUUGCCGCACUGAUUGCGCUGCGCUGCCUGCAGAGCUUCGGCGCCAGCAGUUUGUCCGUGGUGGGCAUCGCCGCCAUGACGGAUAUCAUCACCCGUGCGGAACGUGGGAAGUACCGCAUCUACACCUCCUCGGGCUACACCUUGGCCAGCCUGCUCGGCCCCGUCACGGGUGGCCUCCUCGCACAGUUCCUCGGGUGGCGAAGUGUGUUCUGGUUCUUGGCCAUAUUUGCUGGGGUCACGCUCCUUCUCGUCCUGGUAUUCUUGCGCGAGUCAUGUCGCGCGGUGGUCGGCGACGGGAGCGUGUCCCCGCAGCGCUGGAACCGGGCUCUAGUUGACUGGCUGCAUCCGCUCGAAUACUGUCCAGAAUCGCCCCCUCGGCCCCCUUUGACUUGGAGGCGCGGAGUCCUCGAUACUAUCCGACUUCUCGGCAGCUGGCAGACUGGUUUGCUGGUGGGGUCUCAAGCUGUCCUCUUCUGCGGCUCCAUGGCCAUCUUCGCCAGUAUCCCGCUGCUCUUCCAGCGCCAAUACGGAUUCCAGAUCUGGGAGAUUGGGCUCGUUUACGUGCCCUAUGCCGCCGGCGGAUUCGCCGCCCGCUGGAUAGUCAGUCCUCUCACGGCGAAGAAUACGCAGCGAUACCGCCGUCACAUCGGCGCGGAGGUCAUAGACCCCCGAGAGUUCCCUUUCGAGCGUGUCCGUCUGGAAGUCAUCCUCCCUCUAGUCUACCUAGCCUGUGUCUGGGUUAUCGUCUACGGCUGGCUUAUGCAGCGGGAUGUCCAUGUGGCCGGCCCACUGGUGGUUCUCUUUUUCACUGGAAAUGCUACCACGGGGGCAAGUAUCGGACUCACUGGGUUGCUGCUGGGAAUUCAUCGACGCCAACCCGCCAUGGCGCUGGCGGCGGCCAAUAUGGCACGGUUCCUGUGCGCUGCUGGCGCGGUAGCUGCUAUCAUCCCUGGAAUCGAGCUGAUCGGCAUCGGCUGGAUGGUGACAGUGGUAGCUGGGGUGUAUCUGAUGGUGUCGGGGGUGUUGUGGGUGGUGUAUUAUUAUGGACAGAGCUUGCGGAACAGCAAGAAGAAGGGGUAG
Molecule: messenger RNA, 1449 nt
Organism: Penicillium robsamsonii
Lineage: Eukaryota; Fungi; Ascomycota; Eurotiomycetes; Eurotiales; Aspergillaceae
Product: MFS general substrate transporter
Exons: 2
Coding region: 1-1449 (482 amino acids)
Biological process (GO): transmembrane transport
Molecular function (GO): transmembrane transporter activity
Source: RefSeq, a predicted model, not a curated record